Phytophthora sojae is the source of this 501-nucleotide messenger RNA. Its product is annotated as TBP-associated factor. Bases 1 to 501 code for a protein of 166 amino acids. Gene Ontology annotation, molecular function: protein heterodimerization activity; RNA polymerase II general transcription initiation factor activity; transcription coactivator activity. The record is from RefSeq and is a predicted model, not a curated record. Gene Ontology annotation, cellular component: SAGA complex; transcription factor TFIID complex. The transcript is spliced from 5 exons. Lineage: Eukaryota; Oomycota; Peronosporomycetes; Peronosporales; Peronosporaceae. Gene Ontology annotation, biological process: RNA polymerase II preinitiation complex assembly; DNA-templated transcription initiation.
AUGGAGCAGCUGCUGGAGUCCAUGGGCGCCGACAAGUACGAGCCGCGCGUCGUGGCGCAGCUGCAGGAGUUCGUGCACCGCUAUGUGACGGAGAUCCUCGUGGACGCGCAGGAGUACUCCAUGUACGCGGACAAGCAGACUAUUGACCCGGACGACGUGCGGCUGGCCAUUUCGUCGAGGCUGAACCACCACUACACCCAAGUGCCGCCCCGAGAUGUGAUGAUGGAGCUAGCCGACAAGCGCAACAGCAUCCCACUGCCUCCGAUCUCGAACGAGUACGGCGUCCGACUUCCGCCGCUUCAGCACCAACUAAUCACGAAGGAGAGCGACCGACAGGAUCCGAAAACGCCGAACACGCCUCGUCUUGGCGACUCCGCAGGAUUCGGAGCUGGGAUUCGAGGCGAUGCAGCGCGGCCGCCCAUGCACCCGCGCAUCGAGGGCUCGCGCAACAAGAAAUUCUCUCGCAGCCCUAUUCCCAUUAACCUUAACUCGAACAUGUAA